GAAAAAAAAAAAGGUUACUAGCUUAUAAUAUAUCUGAAAUGAAAGGCAAGGAAUCUCCGCCAAUUGUAUAUGUUCCAUGAGAUAAACUGCUACUAGCCUACUGGGCAGCUUCCCCAACCUGUUUAAGGGAGAUUAGCAAUUAACUGGUGUCUUCUAACUACACUGUUGAAAGCUACAUAUCAAAGAAGAGAUCUAUCUCAUCUGCCUAUAAUUUCUCAUUUGUUGCUUUCUUCAUUCUACGUUGUUGGUCAAUCAAUGGCAGCUUAGAAGAACAACGAGAGCUAACAGAGAUGGGAAAGACAGGCAAAUGGAUUAAAAGCAUCCUGACAGGGAAGAAAGACAAGGAAAAAAACCCCACAAAUCAGAAUUCUUCAGUUGCAAGUCAUGAAAAUCUCACCAGUCCAAUUUCCAAUUCUUCAGAGACAACGCCAAAAGAGAAGAAGAGAUGGAGUUUCAGAAGAUCAUCAGCCACAGCAGCUGCUCCAAAGGACUCCAAUUGUGUAGAUGCAGUGCCGGCCACACCACCACCUGUAUGCAUGAGCACAUUGGAGUCUGAGAAUUAUGAGCAGAAAAAGCAUGCCAUGGCUAUGGCGGCAGCUACAGCAGCGGUUGCUGAUGCGGCUGUGGUUGCUGCACAAGCCGCAGCUGCUGUGCUGCGGCUAACAGCAGCUGCCAACGAGAAGGCCGGUGCAAGUGAAGAAGCAGCUGCAAUAAAAAUUCAAUCCGUCUUCCGUUCAUAUUUGGCAAGAAAAGCACUGUGUGCGUUGAAAGGACUAGUGAAGUUGCAGGCAUUGGUGAGGGGUCACCUGGUGAGAAAACAGGCCAAAGCUACUCUAAGGUACAUGCAGGCAUUGGUGACCGCUCAGGCUCGAGCUCGAGCUCAGAGGAUCCGGAUGGUCGAAGACAAAAAUACUGUCAAUCCUAGACAUUCCACCCCCAGAAGAUCUUUACAGGAAAACCGGUCCAGGCAUACGUAUAACGUAAAUUCAAUGAUCCAACUCAAUGCUCUUUGUUUUGUUUUGAUUUUAUUGUUUCAUGAUACAAAUGAUAGAAUCAGAACUGCAAGUGCAUGGGAAAUGGCCAGAGGAAUUGAAGAGAACAUUAAGACUGUGGAGAUGGAUCUUGGUGAAUCAAAAGGAAUUUUGAAGAGCAGAAGGAGCAGCUAUUCAAAUCACUCGCAAACAGAGAGAACAGAACAACAUAGAUUUUCAACUCAGUAUGCACCAAAUCAAGCAUACUCAAACCAAGAAACCUACCAGCAGGCCUCUCCGGCUCCAUCAACGUUGACUGAUAGGAGCCCGGGAGCCUGCAGUGCACAUUUUGAGGACUACUCUUUUGGAACAGCUCAAGGCAGGCCUCAGUGCUAUUCUGCCAUGUCCAAAAUUGAUCCCUCAAAAGCUCCUUUCGCCUUCCCUAGGCCGGAUUAUGGAGAGCCCUUGUCCUAUGACUACCCUUGGUUCCCAAACUACAUGGCCAACACACUAUCUUCAAGGGCGAAAGCCCGAUGGCAGAGUGCACCGAAGCAAAGGCCUAUUGAUACAGUUGAGAGGCCGCCAAGCCGGCAGCGGAGGGCUUCAAUGGAGGGAAGGAACAUCCCAAGGGCUGUGAGGAUGCAGAGGUCAUCUUCUCAUGUGAGUUCAACUGCUCAGGGUUAUCAAUACCCUUGGUAUACCAAGCUUGAUAGGUCCACAGUUUCACUCAAAGAAAGUGAGUGUGGCUCCGGCAGUACAGUGCUCACAGACACCGAUUACUGCAGAUCUCUUGUUGCAUAUGAAGCACAUAGAAAUAGGUACUAACAACUCAUCCAUUCCAAUAAUUAUGCUUGGCCCAAAGCAUAAGACUAGGCAUAGGGUAAUUAGAAGAAUGCAAACUCCAAUAUGGAAUGGACAAAUACAGUGAAGAACUUCCUCUAGGUGGUGCAACGACCUCUUUUUAUUUAUUAUUUUCUUUUAACUUCUUUCGGUUCGUGUGUCAUUGUAACGAGAAAAUCUUGUGUGUCAUCGGAUAUGCACCUAGUGAUAAAGCAGAAUCUUUAUGUCGUAAGAAUGUGUGAUUUAUUUUGUUCCUUCCUUAUGUAGUGUCCCAUUUUGCAUUUGAUGUUUGUAGACAUUGUGGCUAAAUGUGUUGGUGAGUUUAUAUGUUUAACUAAACUUAUGAGCAGAUUUUAUUGAAUCUGUCUAUAUAGAAA
Malus domestica (apple) is the source of this 2188-nucleotide messenger RNA. Its product is annotated as protein IQ-DOMAIN 19-like. Lineage: Eukaryota; Viridiplantae; Streptophyta; Magnoliopsida; Rosales; Rosaceae. The record is from RefSeq and is a predicted model, not a curated record. Gene Ontology annotation, molecular function: protein binding.